Eutrema salsugineum is the source of this 1562-nucleotide messenger RNA. Its product is annotated as WAT1-related protein At1g70260. Gene Ontology annotation, molecular function: transmembrane transporter activity. The transcript has 7 exons. Gene Ontology annotation, cellular component: plasma membrane. Lineage: Eukaryota; Viridiplantae; Streptophyta; Magnoliopsida; Brassicales; Brassicaceae. Bases 138 to 1265 code for a protein of 375 amino acids. The record is from RefSeq and is a predicted model, not a curated record.
CAUUUGAAGAUCUCUUCACCUCUCUUUCUCUCUCCCUUUACUCUCUCUCUCUAUUUAUAUAUAUCUAUCUCUAUUUCCCCAUAUCCUUGGAGCAGGAAACGUCGUGCCGUUUUUAUUUGAAAAUCUAGAGGAAAGAGAUGGAGGUAAAGGUUAGACGAGAGGAGUUUGUGCCUUUUGUGGCAAUGGCGAUAAUGGAGGCAUGCACGAUUGCACUAACGAUAAUGGCGAAAACGGCUUUAACGGGAGGAAUGAGUCCUUUUGUGUUCGUUCUUUACACAAACGCUUUUGGAUCUGCUCUUCUUCUUCCUUUUUCUUUCUUCUUUCACAAGAAUGAGAGAACCGAAGAAUCAAUCUUCUCUUGGCCACUUCUUGUUCGAGUUUUCUUUCUAGGUUUCACCGGGAUAUUUCUUUUCCAAAACUUGGCAUUCGUGGGACUAAGCUUCAGCUCACCCAUAGUGGUAUGUGCAAUGGGAUUACUCAUGCCUUCAUUCUCCUUCUUGCUCUCUCUUAUUCUCGGAAGGAGCAAGGUGGAUUGGAGAAACACGAGCUCAAGGGCUAAAGUGAUGGGUACAAUAAUCUCAAUAAGCGGAGCUAUUGUUGAAGAAUUGUAUAAAGGUCCCUUCAUAAGACCAGCCUCGUCUUCUUCCCCAACUCGUUUUCUAAAUUCAAUCCCUAGACUCUUUGUCUACUACAACAUCCCUGACAAUUGGUUCCUCGGCUGUAUCUUUUUGGCCGCUGCUGUUUUUUCUGUCUCCCUCUUCAAUGUUGUUCAGACAGGGACAGUCAAAAACUAUCCACAUGUGAUGAAAGUGGCGUCGUUUUACAGCAUAGUCGGGACAAUUCAAUGUUUAAUGUUCUCUUUGUUUAUGGAGAGAGACUUAACUGCAUGGAAGAUCCAACCAAACUUCGAUCUUUUCCUCAUUAUCGCCACGGGAAUAUUUGGAAGUGUGAUACGAACAAGUGUACACGUAAAGUGCACCCAAAUGAAAGGACCGUAUUACGUGCCAUUAUUCAAACCCUUUGGUAUAUUUUGGGCAACACUCUUUGGCACCAGCUUCUUUGUCAACAGUCUUCACUACGGCAGUGUGUUAGGAGCAGCCAUAGGUGGGGUUGGAUAUUACACAGUGUCUUGGGGACAAUUGAAGGAAACCGAAGAAAAACAAAAUCCAAAGGAAGAAAGAAAACCCAUAAAAACUACUCAUCAUUACGAAGAAGAUGAAUACAAAGUUCCAUUGCUUAUUAAUCAGGAAGAAAGUCCUGUGUGAAUUUUGUAUUAUCUAUUUUUUUUAAGAAGGGCUUAAAUAAUUUUUUUGGCCCCUUUCUCUUUAUGGCGUAAGAAGAAAUGCGUGUGAGAGUGCGUUAAGUGGUCAGUGUCAAUGGGAGAUUGCUGAAGUAGGCUUUUUGGUCCGAAAAGCAAAACCCACCCAAUGUGUAUAUAUGUACAUGUCUUUGGAUAUCUAUAGAGCUCUCUAUCAUGUAAUGAAUAAUCUCCGAAUGGAUCGAUUAUUGCAUUCCCGCUGUAAAAUCUUAUGUACAUACAUUAUUGUUGAUGAAGUUGUUGG